This is a messenger RNA of Rana temporaria (common frog), 3202 nucleotides long. It is a transcript of the gene THSD1, whose product is annotated as thrombospondin type 1 domain containing 1. The transcript has 6 exons. Lineage: Eukaryota; Metazoa; Chordata; Amphibia; Anura; Ranidae. Gene Ontology annotation, cellular component: cell periphery. Bases 432 to 2972 code for a protein of 846 amino acids. The record is from RefSeq and is a predicted model, not a curated record.
GUUGUUCUAGAGGCAGAGAGGGGAGUAGUCCAUCCUUUUCCCUCUCCACCCUUCCUUCAGGGAGGAGAUUGUAUUAGCUGCAGCUUGUCUGGGGAGACUGGUGUACCAGACCUUCCUAUUCACACCAGCAAAGCUGCAGCCAAACUACUGCAAGGGAGAUGCGUACCCUUCUGUUAUCUAUAGGACCAGCAUGGCACCGGGUGACUGUGGGGAGUGAGGAUCCAGUAUUCAGUAUCACAACUGACAGCAGAGGCCGUGAGAUGCAGCAAGACCUCCUCAUUGGCUGAUACGAUACAUUGCGCAGAUCACAGCGUGGAAUCACUGAUGGCAGACGUAGUGAGUUGUGUGACAAGAUGUACAGGUAACAGGUCCAGGGGUUACUGUCUGUGAUUUCAGCUGACCAUGGAGUGAUCCACCUUGCGGAUAACAGAAUGAGACAAUCACUGUGCUGUUCCACCUACAUAUCGCUGCUUGUUCUAUGGGGUUGUGCUUUCAGUAAUCCUGGCUAUCUCCUGCUUAAACAAACCCACCACAUAGCCUUUAGCAAAUCUUCUAUUCAAGUUGAAUUUCAUAUCGCAGAAAAUUCCAGCAUAUCUACAAAUGCUACGGUAACUUUGCUGGAAAUGAAGAACAACCAGGUAGUUACAAAUAAAGAACUUCCUGCAAACACAUCGCAAGGUAUUUUGGAAUUUGAGUGCAUCCAUUUCACAUCGGCUGGUCUAUAUCAGUUUCAGAUGAGCCUGGAGAGAAAUAAUGACAGCGCUAUUCACAUAACCAGCAGCUUCUUGAAUGUAACUUGGCCAGUGUUCCACGUGGAUCUGAACAGAACCUCAAAAGAUAUGCAGAGAUCCUUCCAGGUCGGGGUCUUCACGAAUGAGCAGCUUUGCUCAGGAUUUUCGGGUCAGGAGCCCAAGAUUUCACUAGAAGUUGAGCACACUCAGAGCUUCCAAGGGCUGUCAGAACCAAACGUUCAUCAGUUCAUGGUGUAUAAAACGUACAAGGAUGUCCCUUUGUCCACAUCACAAUGGGUAGAAUUUGAAUGUGCAUCUGUUCACCCAGAAGCCUUUAUCACAGUGUCUCUGAAACCAAUAGAUUCUGAGUCGGUCAUUGCCUACAUUGGACCCAUUGAUCUUGUAAAGACCUUUAAAUAUAAGCUAACCACCAUGACAGAAAAAAAAUGUGAUUCCUCAAUGACCGUCCAUGUUAUAGCACCUCCAUGUAAUUAUGUUGAGGGCAAAAUUAUUGUAUACAAGGAGUCUCCUAGAAGCCCGGGAGAAGUUGUCACCACGUUAGCGGAAAAUACUCUGCAAAAAGGGGAGCGGAACUCUCAGUUCAACUGUACGUUGUUUGAGAUCGGCAAAAACAAGUAUUGCUUUGAGUUCUUGGUGUCUUCAAGCAGCAGUCCCAACUUCUCACUUCCAAGGGCCAAACAGUGUGUGGAGAUUCGGAGAGAAAUAGAGACGUGGAGUCUGUGGCAGCCAUGGAGUUCCUGUAGUACCACCUGUGGGGAUGGCCACAGAGAACGGUACAGAACCUGCCUUUCAUCACCAUCUGUAAAGCCUUCUUGUAGUGGAACAGCAAAAGAGACCUCUCUCUGUUCGCUAGAAGACUGCUCAACUGUGAAGCCCUCAAGCAAAUCUACCACAAAUGCCAAGGACGUUCCAAAUACGAGUAACACAGUGACUAUCACUGGAAUUUCUCUCUGUCUCUUCAUCAUUUUUGUUACUGUAGUGAUUACCGUAUGGAGAAAAUUUGGCAAAGGAUGCAAGUGCCGCCCAACAACCAGGCAUAGCUCUGCCCAUUCAGUGAAUUGUUGGAGAAACUCAGACGAGGAGAAUAUCUACCAAAUGAGGGAAAGCUUCUCUGAUGCAGGGGAAGGUCAGCCAGAAGGGAUGGAAGAUGGAGUCCACAUACCUCUAAAUUACAGACAAAACAACUGUGACACCCAAGAGGUGGCUCCAACUGAAAAUGACUGUACUCAAGUAAACAACCAGAAGAUAAUUCCACCGAUUUUCAGUUAUCGUCUUGCUCAGCAGCAGCUAAAAGAGAUGAAACAAAAGGGUCUGAAAGAAACCACAAAAGUAUAUCACGUCUCUCAGAGCCCAAUGGCCGAUACAGCUCUAGACAUCUCUAUGGCUCCACCGCCGGUCAAUGAUAAUUUAGAGGAGAUGGCAACAAAUAAGUUUCGGAUACAGUCUCCAUUUUUAGAGACAAAAAAUAGCCAUUGCAGAAAUGCUGGUGAAAGGACUUACCCAAAGUUUUCACAGGCACCUGGAUACAGCCCCAAUCAAACAUUGCCCAAAGCUUCGCACCUUAAGAACGCAGAUACUAAAGCAAAGUAUGACAGAGGCUAUCAAAAAAAUAAUUUCCGAAGAACAUCUAGUUUUCAUGAAACUAAACACAAACCCUACAGGGAAAGAAGUCUAACAUCCCUUUCUCCAAGGCAACAAAUGAUUUACAACUCAAGAACCCGUAUGUGGGAGAAUUCUACAGUAGACAGAUCAAAUAAAAAGCCCACAGGACUGGAAAGAAGUCCAGAAUACCUUACACGAGGCAUCUCUCUUCCUUUAGAGGCAGCUGGACAUUUGCCCAGAAAUCAAUAUGCUCGACCAGGCGAGAAACCUGAUUUAAUCUGUAACAGGCAUACUACUGGCAGGCAGUCUAAAAUGGAGCGACCAGAUCAGAACCGAGUACGCAAAGGACCUUCGCCAGUUGAGAAGUCUUGGAACAGGACCAAAAAUGUCUCACCUUCUCCAAAAGACAUCCACCACAGGAAGAGCCCACAAAGUCCUGUUCAUUUCCGACGGGAAAAGUGUCAGAGUUUUCCUUGGGGCGCGGAUUAUUCUUUCUAUGACAACUCCACAUUUGGGCUCACAGAGGCUGAACAACAGAUGCUUGACUUACCUGGAUAUUUUGCUUCGAAUGAAGAAGAUGAGACAAGUACAUUAAGUAUUGAAAGACUGGUGAUUUGAUCAGAUAGUUUUUUUGUUUUUGUAUACUUUGCACAAUGUUUAGACUUCGUAUUAAUGGGGAUUAUUGACUGUCACUGUUGAGAAUUAGAAAUCCUAGAACAUUGGAUAAAAAGGAAAGUAGCUGUGUUUCUGAUAUUUGAAAUAGAAGAAUGAUCAGUAGUGAUUAACAAACUAUUCCGUACCCUGAUUCAACCCCAACUCUUCCUCUCAGUAUUAUUUACCAAAGAAAC